This is a messenger RNA of Purpureocillium lilacinum, 363 nucleotides long. RefSeq lists its product as uncharacterized. NCBI's taxonomy places the organism in Eukaryota, Fungi, Ascomycota, Sordariomycetes, Hypocreales, Ophiocordycipitaceae. The record is from RefSeq and is a predicted model, not a curated record.
AUGGAUGCCAACCAGGAACAGUACGCCACAUCAAAGUCUCAACCUUCAAAGCCAUCAAUGUCGACCCAAGACUCGUCAAGCUCGGCCGGCAGCAUGCCGUCUGCAAGCCACAGCGCAAAGCACACCGUCCCACUUCGACAGCUGCGGCCGGAACCACAGUGGAUCGACUGCCCCAAAUGCGGCCAGACGGCACAGACGCAGAUCCAGUGCCGCAGCGAGGGCAAGCAGAAAUUCAUGAACGUGUUUUGGUGGCCGCUCCCGGGACGGAAGCACUGGUGGGAGAAGACGCGCUGGCUCUGCGGGAACUGCAACGAGGAGCUGGCCAUGCAGAAGUUCAACGACGACUUGCAAAUCUUGGUCUAG